CCGAGCAAACAAACACACACAAAAGCAGAAAGAAAGGGUCUUGCUCAGCAGCAGCAUGGAUGUCUUGGCUAGUUAUAGUAUAUUCCAGGAACUCCAGCUUGUCCACGACACCGGCUACUUCUCAGCUUUGCCAUCCUUGGAGGAAAACUGGCAGCAGACAUGCCUGGAGUUGGAGCGAUACCUUCAGACUGAACCGCGGAAGAUCUCUGAGACCUUUGGUGAGGAUUUGGACUGCUUCCUUCAUGCCUCCUCAGUCGCAGAUGCAGAGGACAAUAUCCGACAGCUGGACCCCAUCCUUUUACCAGUGGAGACGAGUACGUGUGACAAAAGCGCCAACAUGGACAUUAUCCUCUCACGGGACAAGCUGCUGUCUGAGACGUGCCUCAAUUUGCAGUCUACCAGCUCUUCCACAGAAGGCUACACAGCCGUCAACCAGGCCCAACUCAAUGCAGUAACCUCAUUAACGCCCCCUUCCUCUCCGGAGCUCAGUCGCCACCUUGUAAAAACCUCACAAACUCUCUCAGCGGUGGAUGGCACGGUGACGUUGAAAUUGGUGGCCAAGAAAACAUCACUCAGCUCUAUGAAAGUGGGUGUAGCAACAGCGACCGCGGGGACAAUAAAAAACGGGCAAAGUGACAGUGAACAAGGAGGUACAGGGGCAGAAGCGUCCCCAGAAAACAAGAAGAGGGUUCAUCGCUGUCAAUUUAAUGGGUGCCGGAAGGUUUAUACAAAGAGCUCCCACUUAAAGGCUCAUCAGAGGACUCAUACAGGUGAGAAGCCUUACAAGUGCUCGUGGGAAGGGUGCGAGUGGCGUUUUGCACGGAGCGACGAGCUCACAAGGCAUUACAGAAAGCACACGGGUGCAAAGCCCUUUAAAUGCAACCAUUGUGACAGGUGUUUUUCCAGGUCCGAUCACCUCGCCCUUCACAUGAAGAGACACAUCUAAAUAUCAGUCAGCUUGGCAUGGAUGUCAUCUGAGCUAAGUGUUGUGAGAUGAAAGUGGAACUCAAGUUACAACGCGCUGCCUUGCAGGAGAAGAGAACUUGAUCACGUGUAAUCCUCUGUACAGAGACCACACGCUCACACUGUCAUGCACCCAGUUA
Messenger RNA from Pygoscelis adeliae (Adelie penguin), 1103 nucleotides. RefSeq names its product Kruppel-like factor 7 (ubiquitous) (gene KLF7). The transcript is spliced from 4 exons. Bases 56 to 946 code for a protein of 296 amino acids. Gene Ontology annotation, biological process: regulation of transcription by RNA polymerase II. NCBI's taxonomy places the organism in Eukaryota, Metazoa, Chordata, Aves, Sphenisciformes, Spheniscidae. Gene Ontology annotation, molecular function: RNA polymerase II cis-regulatory region sequence-specific DNA binding; DNA-binding transcription factor activity, RNA polymerase II-specific. The record is from RefSeq and is a predicted model, not a curated record.